Molecule: messenger RNA, 3782 nt
Organism: Salvia splendens (bonfire salvia)
Lineage: Eukaryota; Viridiplantae; Streptophyta; Magnoliopsida; Lamiales; Lamiaceae
Product: putative late blight resistance protein homolog R1B-16
Exons: 2
Coding region: 791-3358 (855 amino acids)
Biological process (GO): defense response to other organism
Molecular function (GO): ADP binding
Source: RefSeq, a predicted model, not a curated record
CAAAACUUCACACUUCAAUUCAAUCCCCAAACCUUCCCGCGAAAUUCAAACUCGGUUUUUCCGAAAAUCGGUGCAGUUUUUGCAAGUGGAGCACGAUCUCAACGAAGACAACUAUGGGCGAGGCCGACCUUUCAUUGAGGAGGAUUAUGUAUGUAUGUAUGUAUGUAUACGGGAACUAUGAUGAUUGGGCAUCGCACCUACUUUGAGGGAGUGAUGACAGAGGUUACGUUUAGAUUUAAUUCUGUUUUAAUUUAUAGAUUUAAUUAUGCACAAAUUGCAAUUCUGAAAUUAAGAGGAUGGUGAAUAUUUGCGAAUUUAGGGAAACUUAUGAUUUGAGCAGUUGUUAUUACAAUUCAGAUUCACACCUUUGAGAUAUGAGCUUUUAUAGAUGAUAAUUGAUGCCCUUAGUAAAAUAAUGCAAGUCUGCUCAAGCUCAACAACGGCAUAAUUGAUGAAUACAGAAGUUGAAGCUUCUUUCAAGAUCAUAACUGAUGCCCCUAGUGAAACAAUGUUUAUAUCCAACUCCAUAACAUAUUAUCGACUAUGAGCAAGUUGAGUCGCAGCUGAGUUGUUAUCUUGGACAUAUUCUAGGCAAAGAGUCAAAGACAACAACCUUAAUAAAAUUAUAAGCCAACUACUCAAUAUAUUAGUCAAAUAACAAUUUUAUCUUAUUUGCUCAAGGUCAACAAUCAGUUCAGUUUUUUAGAUUCAAUCAUCUUGUUUUUGUGUGAUUGCAGUUUUGCAACAAGGUUUCCUUCCUUUGUUUUCCAAGCAAGAAGAUAUCUGAAAAAUGGCAUACAAUCUUCAAACUCUCAUCACCAUUCUUGAAGGAAUCCUUGAUCCUGACCAACCACGAUGGGUUGUUGAUGAAAACAACCCUCAACUCAGAUCCCUCCUCGAUAAAGCUACUUCUCUUCAGCAGCUCGUUGAUAAAUCUUCACUCACCAAAAUAGACAGCCAAAUCAGACAAGUAGCACAUCAAGCACACGACAUCAUUGAAUCCCACAUGGUUAAUCAUAUGCUUUCCGGAUCUAAUUGUGUGAGAUUCACUUUUUCAACACCAGAUCUCCAGCAAGUAACACGAGAUCUUGAUUCUGUUAUUGAGCAAGUGAAGAAGCUCGUGGAGAUGGAGGAUAAGAAGAUGCUGCAAGAACUUGAUUCUGCCACGGAACAAGUGAAGCUCGUGGAGGUGGAGGAUAAGAAGAUGCCGUCUAGCAGUUCAUCGAGUGUUGUGGUGGGAAUUGAUGCAGAUCUGAUGCAGCUCAAGGAUCGGCUGACUGAUGUGGAGAAGCUGCAAAUUGUCCCCAUCGUUGGUAUGGGUGGAGUAGGUAAAACCACUCUAGCUCGAAAGCUUUAUGAAGAUCCAUUGAUUGUUGGUCACUUUGAUUAUCGUGCUUGGACCACUAUCUCUCAAAAUUACAAUAUUAGACAGAUUCUCAAAAGCCUUCUUGGUUACAUAACUGGAAAAGAAUAUGAUCAACAUAAUGAUGAGUUAAAAGUUACGUUGCGUAAGAAUUUGUUUGGCAGAAGGUACUUGGUUGUAUUAGAUGAUAUGUGGAGCACACAAUUCUGGGAUGAGAUAAAGAUGUACUUCCCAGACAACAACAAAGGGAGUCGCAUUGUGAUCACCACUAGGGAAUCUGGUGUGGCGAACUAUGUAGACUCUUUGAGUUUGCAACAUCAGGUGCAGUUGCUUAGUGGGUCUGAAAGUUGGAAUCUGCUUCACCAACUUGUGUUUAGAGAAGAGGAUUGCCCUCAUGUAUUGGAAGUCAUUGGUCGAAAGAUUGCUGGCCAUUGCGGUGGGCUUCCUUUAGCCAUCAGUGUGAUUGGAGGGCUACUAUCUAAGAUCGAAAGAUCAGAAGAUGAAUGGAAGAAAAUUGGGAAGGAUGUAAAAGCAGCAAUUGCUGAAUCGGGUGAGCAAUGCUCUAGUAUAUUGUCUUUAAGUUAUAACCACUUGCCGAAUCACUUGAAACCAUGUUGCUUAUACAUGGGGGCUUACCCUGAAGACUACGAGAUUAAAGGCUCCAGACUCGUACAUUUGUGGGUGGCAGAAGGAUUUGUAAAAUCAAAUAAGGAAAGAAGUUUGGAGGAAGAGGCAAAGGAUUGGCUAAAGUCUCUAGUAGAGAGAAAUCUAAUUUCAGUUAGAGGAAAGAACAAGUACGGAAAUUCAAAGAGUUACAGCAUGCAUGAUAUGAUGAGGGAUGUAUGCAUUAGGAAAUCUGAUGAAGACAAGUUUCUGCAUGUGAAGAAUGGUCCCGAGCUCACAUUCUCUAAUCCACGCCGCGUGAGUUUUGACAUUUCAAAUAGCAUGGACAAUGUUAAUGUUUUAACAGAGUCCAUGGCACUUACUCGAUCUGUUAUAGGCAUUGGUGAUUCUCAGAGGGAUGAGAUUCCUCCUGUUGCCUUUUUCUCCUCGAGAUUGCUAACGGUGUUGGAUUUAAUGUACAUAAAUUUUGAAGAGUUCCCAACUGAAAUAUUUGAAUUUGUCAACCUACGCUUCUUAAGUAUCUGGUGCCGUUCGAGGAUACCUAGAGGAAUAUCAAGAUUGCAGAAUUUGCAAACCUUGAUAGGUUAUGUCUGGUUUGAUGUGUCAUCUGAGCUAUGGCAGCUCUCCGAGUUAAGAAAUCUCAACGUGCGUGAAAUUCAGUUGUUAAAAGACAAGGAAAUGAACUACUGUGUUCUGAAGAAGCUCCAAAUAAUUUCAGUUACAACUCUAACUAGAGAGGCAGAAACUUGGGAUGGUUUCCUCAAAAGCAUUCCAAAUAUCAAAAAGUUGGGGAUUGAUGAUGGCUACAGCAGAAGAUCCACGGCAAUCGAUCUUAGUCAUCUUCUCGAGCUUGAGAUAUUAAGAUGCAAUUAUAUCAGAAUCAUACCCUUCGCAGAUGGUUCGGAUGAUUGUUCCAAAGUUACGUUUCCCUGUAACAUCAGAAAACUAGUACUGUGUGGGUGUGAAAUAAAUUCGAGAGUGUUGGGGACUCUAUGUGAACUACGUAAGCUGGAAGUGCUCAAGAUAAGUGCAUGCAGUUUUAAAAGGGAGGAGGAGACAAGCGAUGAAGAGUGGGAGGUAGCAGAGGGAGAUGAGUUCCCCUCACUGCAGUUUCUGUAUCUCGAAUUUUUGAUUCUUGUGAGUUGGAUAGCCGAUUGGACCAACUUCCCCAGACUCCACCACCUCCGUGUAGAUAACUGCAUAUAUCUAGAGGAAAUCCCUAGCGGCAUUGGAGAAAUCCCAACGCUCCAAUUAAUAGAGUUGGAUGGAUGCAGCAAAUCCGCAGUGGCCUCAGCAGAAACGAUUGUGGAGGAGCAGCAAUCUGACUAUGAAAACUAUGAUCUCAAACUUUCUAUCCUAGACCCGCGCUAGUGAACGCACUUCCAAAAGGUAACCAUUUCUGCUACUUGAAGAUUUUGAAUGCACUGUGGUUUCAACAACAGGUGAGGCUAAGUAGGAUUGGCAACUUCAUUUAUUUUCAUUUAUAUUUAAUAUCAGAAAGUAUUACACUGUAUCUUAUUUAUCUUUUCUUCUUUAUCAAAUCUUCUUCAAGUGUAAGGAGUUGGAUGCAACGCAGCCUUGUGUCCUCAUAUGGAGCUUGUGCAGGAAUGGGCCAACGACCUUCUUCAGUCGACAAGCUCCGUUUUCUGAAUCGAUGAACAUCAUUAGUGCAAGUUUUUAUAUUGUAAUAUCGUUAAAGAUUCAAGAAAAUUUCUAUAGUUUUUACCUACUUUUGUACUAAUCAUAUACUAGUAUUUCAUAAUUACUGGGUUUUGGGGGUACUUUUUUCCUUGCA